AUGAUGAAGCAGCCCUACUUCGGCCUCAGAGGAGGAUGGUUGACCUUCUGGAUAACCGGUGUGAACAUCUCAGAGGACUACCUGGAUGUCCUAGACCUCAACGGACCUAGCAAGACCAAUCUCCUCUCCAUCAUCACCAGUAUCUACAACAUUGGCUGCUUCUUCGGUGCCAUUCUCGCCUUCACGGUAGGCGAGAGACUUGGUCGCAAGAAGACGAUUCUCCUCGGUACUACGAUCAUGGCUAUUGGUGCAAUACUCCAAGUCAGUGCGUUCAGCCCAGCGCAAAUGAUGGUUGGACGUAUCGUCACUGGAGUUGGAAACGGACUGAAUACUGCUACUGCUCCGGUUUGGCAGACGGAGACUUCACCAUCGAAGUGGCGCGGCAAGCUGGUAGUCAUCGAGAUGAUGAUGAAUAUCUUUGGUUUCAUGCUUGUAAACUGGAUUAACUACGGUCUGUCGUUUGUGGGUGGGGCGCUUGCCUGGCGCCUGCCUAUCGGCCUGCAAUUCGUCUUCAUGGUUGUGCUCUGGAGCACCACUCCUUGGCUACCAGAAAGUCCGCGAUGGUUGAUUGCCCACGACCAGAUUGAGAAAGCCACGAGAAUCAUUGCCGAUAUUGAGAACAAGAACAUAGACGAUCCUGAAAUAGUUGCGAACACAAACGAGAUCAUCGCAAGCGUCCAGUACGAGCGGCAGAACGCUAUUGGAUGGGUCGAUCUCAUGCGUGGUAAAACUGGAGACGCUGGUACCAAGACGGUCGGACGACUGCUUUUGGGUGCUGGCACUCAGUUCAUGCAGCAGUUUGGAGGCAUAAACGUAAUGUCUAUCUACAUGCCAACUCUUCUAAUCACAUCCGUGGGACUCAAAAGCGACAUGGCUCGACUGAUCGCUGCUCUGAGCUCAGUCGCUUAUCUCGUCUCAUCCGGUGUGGCGGCGCCGUUAGUCGAGCGCUGUGGUCGACGAUUCAUGAUGAUGGUAUCGACUGCUAUUCAGCUGGUCUGCUUCUUCAUGAUGGCAAUACUCCUGUAUUACGCACAGAAGCCCGGCUACGCUCACCAGAAGACGGCAGCCGAAGCAUCUGUGGUCUGGUUCUUCAUCUACUAUAUGGGCUUCGGACUUGGCAUGUUGGGAAUACCAUGGCUCUACCCAACCGAAAUCAACAACCUUUCCAUGAGGACUAAAGGCGCAGCUGUUGCAACGGCAACAGACUGGUUGACGAACUUCGUAAUCGUGCAAAUUACGCCCAUCGGCCUCCAGACUCUCGGGUGGCGCUUCUACAUUAUCUUCAUCGUCCUCAACGCUGCCUUCCUGCCAGUGAUAUGGUUGCUGUACCCUGAAACGGCAGACCGCACACUGGAGGACCUGGACUACUACUACCGUGAGAAUCCACCUUUGAUCGUGAUAGGCGACAAGGACGCUAUAUCGGUCAAACGUCCGAGCGAGUAUGUGCAGAUGCAGGACGACGAUGUGCUAAGGGCAAGGAGUGUAACACAGGUCAAUGUGGUUGUUCAAGAGGAGAAAGAGUAA
Recurvomyces mirabilis is the source of this 1524-nucleotide messenger RNA. RefSeq lists its product as uncharacterized. The transcript has 6 exons. Gene Ontology annotation, cellular component: membrane. The coding region runs from base 1 to 1524 and encodes 507 amino acids. NCBI's taxonomy places the organism in Eukaryota, Fungi, Ascomycota, Dothideomycetes, Mycosphaerellales, Teratosphaeriaceae. The record is from RefSeq and is a predicted model, not a curated record. Gene Ontology annotation, biological process: transmembrane transport; carbohydrate transport. Gene Ontology annotation, molecular function: carbohydrate:proton symporter activity.